AUUACUGAAAUAAAUAUUUUUAAAAAUAUUUUUCGAUUUACGUUCCUUAGUCAUAUUUCGUUUACAUUGUAAACAAGAUGACAUUGCAUGUAUCUCGUUUACAGUGUAAACGAGAUAUGAUACGCCAGCUGCAACGUGGCUAUCUCGUUUACACUGUAAACGAGAUAAAGCGAACAGCGUCUAUAAGUAUAAGUCGUUUACAUGCUGUUCUUGGACCCGAUUUUGAUUUAGUCAAACUCUUUCUCCCUUCUUUUUACCAUUUCCUACCAUAUUUGAGUCCGAUACGGUGAUGGCACGCCAGGUGGGAAACGAUGGGACAUCAAUACACUAAACGAGACAUCGCAUUAUGCCGAGGCAGCCGACUUCGAGAAGCCUCGCCUUCUACUGCCCCGACGAGUUAGCCAUACCCUUCCUCCACCGGACGCCAUCGUCCUGUAUCUGGUUGAGGCCGGAUUCGGCGACACAGUGCCCCUCAGGGAGUUCACAUUUGACAAUUCCCUGAUUUCGGCACUCGUGGAGUGAUGGCGUCCUAAGACGCACACGUUUCAUCUCCCGUGGGGUGAGGUCACUAUCACCCUGCAGGACGUGGCGUACCACCUAGGCUUACGUGCACACGGGAACCCCGUUGGGGGAUGCCUUCGUGACUUUGGUAGGUGGUACGACAUGGAGACGUGGGCCAUGGUUGAGCAGCUGCUUGGUGACAGGCCUCCGGUGGCGGCACACCAGGCUGUGCAGAGGAAGGAGUCGUUCACGCUGAAGCUGGUUUGGUUGCAUGUUCGUGUCCGCCAGAUGCCCCCGACCGACGAUCCCGAGACCCUCCGACAUUAUGUCCGAUGCUAUAUUAUGUUAUUGAUCGGAGGGUAUCUGUUGACAGAAAAGUCCAACAACUUGGUUCACGUACUGUGGCUACCACUUCUCCGGGACUUCGCGGAGUAUAGGGUGUUAUCUUGGAGCUCUGCUGUGCUGGCCUGGACUUACCAGUCACUCUGUUUGGCGGCACAGCAGGGCGUCACGAGUAUCGCCGGUUGCCCUCCGCUGCUAAUGAGUUGGAUUUACUAGAGAUUUCCUUAGUGGUGUCCACCAGAUAGAGGAGUCUACCAGUAUCCGCUAGCUGCGAGGUUGGUUAGACUGCAGCAGCAGAGUACGGAUCAGCAUCAGGCCAGUGUCAUGUACUGGAGGGUAUCGAUUGACCGGCUAUGGUUUGAUGAGUUUGCAUGGAGAGUAUACGAUGACCCUGUGCUGCAGGCCCUGUGCCCGCACUGGUUCCAUGAGGAGGAGGAGUGGGGUACAUGGUUGUCGGCCGUUCCACUGGUGUGCUUCAACAUUGUCCGGUUUCAUCACGUUGAUUGGGUGAAACGGCAGUUCAACGGGGAGCAGUCAGUGCCAGGCAUUCCGGUGAACCUUGACAGGUAUCUGACCACCACUGGACGUGGUGAGGACGUCUGGUGGCCGGAGCGACUCCAACAGUGGUACGACGGUUGGAGGCAGAAGUUCGAGCCCGAUCGCAGCAUUACCGUCCACCAUAUGUUUGACACUAGGCCUACCAGUGAGUACUACGAUUGGUGGUGUGUGGCUUGCCGUGUGAGGCAUCUAUCGGGGCAGGAGGUUUUGGAGGACCCCAAGCUGGUAGAGUUGCCCCCCGACGUCCAGCCCACUGCCAGCCAGCCGAGAGACGAUCGGACUCUUCCGAGGGGCAUGCCAGAUCGGAGGAGACGUGCGAGGGAGUGACACUGUCGGAGGAGCCAGCUAGCCCACUGUCGCAGUGAGUGACACGCAUCUUCGGUAUCCCUUCUCUGUUCUUCUCAAUGGCGGCCAAGAGUCUCUGUGAGAAUCGGCAUCCAGCAGCCAACUGUGAUUGUGCCUUUCUCUCCUUCGUCACGAACAAAUUCUGUAAUCUCUCGUACGUGAUGUGCACAAUGGCAGAAAUCGGCAAGUACUGGGUGCCCUUCAACACUGCAUUGAUACACUCGGACAGAUUUGUCGUUGAUAAACCUCCGAUUUUGUGGUUUAUCUUGUGCUUAAUUUGGGGGAUUUUAUCAACUUUUCUCACAUUUAUUCAAUGAAAUAGCAUGGUUUUGCAAUUCUCCCUUGA
Arachis ipaensis is the source of this 2092-nucleotide messenger RNA. RefSeq lists its product as uncharacterized. NCBI's taxonomy places the organism in Eukaryota, Viridiplantae, Streptophyta, Magnoliopsida, Fabales, Fabaceae. Gene Ontology annotation, biological process: meristem development; meristem maintenance. The record is from RefSeq and is a predicted model, not a curated record.